Messenger RNA from Symbiodinium sp. CCMP2592, 2013 nucleotides. The record is from the annotation of a GenBank genome assembly. NCBI's taxonomy places the organism in Eukaryota, Dinophyceae, Suessiales, Symbiodiniaceae.
AUGCAGCCCAGGUCUGCCAGGGAUGAGUCCGGGAGGCUCGUGGCUGACGGGGAGACGCAUGUUGAGAUUCUGGAUCCGACAGCCCCGACAUGCCCACAGUCGCAGCUUCGCCUGCAGCAUAGACUGGCUCGAGACGAAGCGAGACAGCGACAUUUCUUUGACGAGCACCAGCGCUUCUGGAGGUUCUCAUGGACAGGAGCUUGCGGAGUCGUCGGAGGAAGAGUCGCUGCCAACAAAGCGCCAAGCCAAGGCUUGCCUGCGUUUUUGAACAAGAACGAGCUCGUGGCCUGGAUGCAUGGGGAGUUCGUGGAGGAGAGGUCCAUCAUGGAUUUAGACCUGGAAGAGCUCAUGACUCCGAAGUCAUCACCAAAAAAGUGUAGAAGCUCGCUGCCUGGAAACCCUUCCGAUGCACUGCCUCUCCAUCGGUUUUGGGGAGAGGCGGAGACCCAAAGUGGGACGACGCCCUUCGAGGAGGAGCAGCAAGAUCAGCGCAGACAAGAAGACAGCGUUGAGCCUUCACCUUGUCAGAGUGCUUGUGGCAAUGGCAGCAACGACUCUCCGAAGGAGCCUCCAGACCCUGCGCCGUGCCACAAGGCCGAGAUGAGAGACGACGAGGAAGAUCUGCCUGGAGCGCUCCGGGCCGCAGCGGGCGAGGGGACCUCAAGCUCAAUUGAGAUGUCGCUGCCAACAACGCGCCAAGCCAAGGCGUUUUUGAACAAGAACGAGAUCGUGGCCAGGAUGCAUGGGGAGUCCAUCAUGGAUUUAGACCUGGAAGAGCACAUGACUCCGAAGUCAUCACCAACAAAGUGUAGAAGCUCGCUGCCUGGAAACCCUUCCGAUGCACUGCCUCUCCAUCGGUUUUGGGGAGAGGCGGAGACCCAAAGUGGGACGACGCCCUUCGAGGAGGAGCAGCAAGAUCAGCGCAGACAAGAAGACAGCGUUGAGCCUUCACCUUGUCAGAGUGCUUGUGGCAAUGGCAGCAACGACUCUCCGAAGGAGCCUCGAGAGCCUGCGCCGUGCCACAAGGCAUGCAGCUCCGAGACCGAGAUGAAUGAUGACGAGGAAGAUCUGCCUGGAGCGCUCCGGGCCGCCGCGGGCGAGGGGACCUCAAGUUCAAUUGAGAUGCCUGAUCCGAUCGAUGCAUCUAAAUCGGCUUCCGAUGCUGAGAAGGAUCCUGCCGAUCUUUUUCACCCGGCAUGCGAUGUCUUGCCUGCUCUUUUGGAGUACUUCUCCGUGCCAGACAUCCUGGCCUGGCGUGUGACUUCCAAGCAGACUCGGAGUCCCGAGGUCUUGUUACGACACGUAGCCGAGCUUGGCAGGUUUGACACGUCCGCCUCGAUCAUCGCAUUUUCUGAUGCAGUGACUCGCACCACAUCACCAGACUCCGAACAAUUUCCCGACGAAUUUCCCGACGACGUCGAAUGUCAGAAGCGCUUCGAUUGCCAGCUCUGGUGCGUGAUGCUUGCGAGAAGUGACUCCACCCAUUUUGCUGAAGACUACGUCCGCCAAACCGUGGACAACAAUCUCACUGUUUUGUUUUCUCAUUGCCUGGACUCGGAUGAACGCGUGCGCGUCUCAGCCCACUAUAUAGUCCUGCAGCAUUCCGUGCAUGGCCUGGGGUUCGUGAAGGAGCUGAUCACAGACACAUUGCUCAGUCAGAUGCGAGACAUCUUGACCGGCACGGAGAUAGAGGCGACCUGGAAACGCAUAAAGAUGUACAUGCCGCAUCUGGAUUCGCUUCUGCGAUCCCUGACGCAGCAUCAGCAUCGGGAAUGGAUGUCUUUGCUUGUCAACGUCCUACGCCGCCUGCAAUCAGCUUCAGCUCGACACAGGGCUGCUCGCCAGAACUUGGUGAUCGAUCGUUUGAAGCUCCUCUGGCUUGCUGCUGGCGAUCCCAACCGAACCUAUGCAGAUGAGAAGCGGCAGCUCCGGGCCAUGGCGGACUCCCUGAAUGUCGGAGACAGGGAUGAUCAGAAGACUAAGCUGAACCUCCAAAGCCUUCUGCACUGCUAA